Molecule: messenger RNA, 2242 nt
Organism: Vigna angularis (adzuki bean)
Lineage: Eukaryota; Viridiplantae; Streptophyta; Magnoliopsida; Fabales; Fabaceae
Exons: 5
Coding region: 181-1788 (535 amino acids)
Biological process (GO): positive regulation of transcription initiation by RNA polymerase II
Molecular function (GO): transcription coactivator activity; DNA binding; zinc ion binding
Source: RefSeq, a predicted model, not a curated record
GGACAUUGGACUCUGAAUCCAGUAACCCGAGUUCAAAUCUCGGUGGAACCUUUUUACUAUAUAUAUUAUUAUUAUUUUUUUUUAUAUUCAUCCUUCUCCUCACACAACAUAUAUCAGAGACUUGAAUCACCAAUAUUGUUAGACAUUGAUUUUCUAAUUUGUUUUACUUUUACUGGGACGAUGGAAUCAGAAAUUCAAAGAAAAAUAGAGGAAACAGUGUUGGACAUACUGAACAAAUCCAACAUGGAAGAAGCCACUGAGUUCGGCAUACGACUCGCUGUCUCGGAGAGACUCGGUAUCGACCUCUCCGACUCCAUCAGUAAACACUUGGUUAGAAGCAUAGUUGAGUCCUAUCUUCUCUCCAUUAUGGCCAAUGGAAAGGCGGAGAAGAAGGAAAAUGUAGUCAGUGUCGAGGCCGAGGCCGAUGAGGAGACGGAGGUGGUGAAACUGAAGAGGGAAGAUCCUGAACGUAUUAUUUGUCAUCUGUCCAACAGGAGGAACGUAUCCGUGAAAGCAUUCAGAGGGACGUCACUAGUCUCGAUUAGGGAGUUCUAUAUGAAAGAUGGAAAACUACUUCCUGGUUGUAAAGGUAUUAGUUUACCUUCUGAGCAAUGGUCAAUCUUCAAGGAGAGUGUUCCUGCAAUAGAAGAAGCUAUCUUAAAGAUGGAAGGAAGGAUCAGAUCGGAGCUUAAUGGUAAGCAACAUGAAGAUGGGUCAAAACCAGUUGUCGCAGCUGCUCCUCUAGAGCCUGUUGCUCCUCUUGAGCCUGUUGUUCCUGUUUCUCCACUUGAGCCUAUAGUCCCUAUUGAAGUUGUCCGUUUUGAUGGGAAGAAUUUCCAUUUCUGGGCUCAGCAGAUGAAAUCACUAUUGAAACAAUUAAAGAUUGAACAUGUACUAAUUGAACCAUGCCCGAAUGCUGCAUUAGGGGAAGGUGCAAAGGCUGAAGACAUUGCUGCAGCCAAGGCUGCAGAAAGGAGAUGGUUGAAUGAUGAUGUAGUGUGUUGCCGCAAUAUCUUGAGCCAUUUAUCUGAUCCUCUUUUCAACCAGUAUGUGAACAGAAAAGUGAGCAGCAAGGAAUUAUGGGAAGAGCUAAAAAUGGUUUAUCUGUAUGAGGAAUUUGGAACCAAGAGAUCUCAAGUGAAAAAGUAUAUUGAAUUUCAGAUAGUUGAUGAAAAAACAGUGAUUGAGCAAGUCCGAGACCUAAAUGGCAUUGCAGAUUCUAUUGCUGCUUCUGGAAUAUUCAUUGACGAUAACUUUCAUGUUAGUGUCAUCAUUUCAAAGCUUCCACCAUCCUGGAAGGACUUCUGCAUCAGGUUAUCGCGUGAGGAAUAUUUACCUUUCUGGAAGUUAAUGGAAUGUAUACAGGUAGAGGAAGAAUUUCGGUGUGGAGUACAACGAGGGGGUGAACAUUCUUACAGUAUGGGAUUUCACCCGGGCAGUAGAGGUGGUGGACAGAGGAGCGUUGACUAUAAGCCACUAGGAAUCUGGAGGAAUAGGCCAGAAAUCAAUGCCAGGAGCUUAUCCUGUAAUAUAUGUGGCAAGAGGGGACAUCUUUCAAAAAAUUGCUGGAGAAGAAAUGGCAGGCAAACUAAUGAAAGGAGAGCAGAAGAUGAUGUCAGCACAUCUACCACAGAAGUUGAUACUCUGGCUUCUAUUCCUACCGACAAAUUGAUUCUGGACGGUAGUGUGGGGUUGUGUAAUUGCCGUGGACAAAAGUAUCAAAUGACUUUGGGUAUGAAAUUUGUAAAUUAUUUCUUGUCUUUUAGAAAUAAUUCUCUUGUCAAGUAAAAAAAAAAUGUUUUUUUCUUAAUUUAAUUUCAGAAUAAAAAAAAAUCUUACUUUCUUUUUAUGGAAAGAACUAUAUCGUAGUCAAUUACAUCAAAAUUAGAAUUUUUAAAAGUUACACUUAUGUAAAUCUUAUCAACACUGGCUUAAUUUGUAGCAGUGUCUCAACUGAGCUGCACCAAAGAGUAAAAGGUCUAGAAUGAUGAUAGCAAUAUUAGGAUUGAAGAUAGAUGAUUUAAGUGAAACAUAAAUUGUGGGUAAAGGUGAUGUAGAUUAUUUUUUUGGAGAACCAUUUUGUGUGACGUUUUGCUGUGCACCAAAAGUCUAAUGACUACAUCAACAGAGUCUCAUUUUGAAAACACCUGUUGGUCGUUCGCAGGAGCAAAAUUGAAAGAAAGUCCCACAUGUGGCAUCAUAUUAAUCAGAAAACAAUUUGGAAUUGGAAGAUAAGACUUGU